Messenger RNA from Diorhabda carinulata, 546 nucleotides. RefSeq names its product KRAB-A domain-containing protein 2-like. Bases 1 to 546 code for a protein of 181 amino acids. The transcript has a single exon. The record is from RefSeq and is a predicted model, not a curated record. Lineage: Eukaryota; Metazoa; Arthropoda; Insecta; Coleoptera; Chrysomelidae.
AUGCCAGACUCCAAGGAACAAGUGUUUCGAGAAAAGCUAAAUCUAGAACGCUCGGCUUCCAAAGUAAAUUCACUGGUGUUGUCCAAAUUGAAAUACGAUAGUUAUAUUGAAAAAGUCACAAGUCUAAAAACCUCGAGUAAAAAAGAAAACAAUGAUCUUAGGUUUUUAAGGCGAUAUGAUAUUAUUGAAGUAAGCGGUAUUACAAAACUAAUUCACCCUGUCACAGACCAAGAAAACAUAAAGUAUUAUGUUUUUGAUGAAGAGCUGUUUGGAGUUCUAAACGAGGCGCACAUAUCCACUGGACAUGGAGGAAGAGAUCGCAUGAUUGAGCAAUUGAAAGGAAAAUUCCAAAAUGUAACUACAAAGGACAUUUUACUAUUUUUAAGAUUGUGCGAACCUUGUAUUCAAAAAUUGAACCACAAGAAGAAAGGACGACUGGUUGUAAAGCUUUUGUUAUUCAAGGAAGUGAAAUCUCGAUGUCAAGUGGAUUUGAUUGAUUUCCAGUCGCAAUCCGAUAGAGAUUUUCAAUUUAUAAUGGUGUACUAG